Messenger RNA from Caenorhabditis elegans, 1754 nucleotides. It is a transcript of the gene cdc-6, whose product is annotated as Cell division control protein. Gene Ontology annotation, molecular function: ATP binding; ATP hydrolysis activity. Lineage: Eukaryota; Metazoa; Nematoda; Chromadorea; Rhabditida; Rhabditidae. Gene Ontology annotation, cellular component: nucleus. The transcript has 5 exons. The record is from RefSeq and is marked reviewed. Bases 1 to 1557 code for a protein of 518 amino acids. Gene Ontology annotation, biological process: DNA replication initiation; cell division.
AUGAGUAGUAAAUCCGGAUCUACUCGCAAAUCUCAGAGGGCACGUGAUUUUGAAGAAUCUGAAGAAACAGAGAAACCUUCUCUAACCCGGCGAAAAAGUUCAAGAUUAUCAACACAGUCUGUACCAAUUGAGAAAAAGAAGACUCCCUCGUCAAAAACAACGAAGCGUGUGCCGGUAAGCGAACGAGUGUUUCACGAAGAAGUUGAAUCAAGUUCCGAAGAUGAAUUGUUGCCCCAAACAAAGAUGGCAUCUGAAGAAAAACGAAAAUUGCUUCUGAGUCCCGGAUCAUCGCUAGCAGAUCGUGUCGAGAAACUUGAAAUUUCAAGCCCACGAGCCAGAGGUAGACCACGAAAAGCUACAAACUUGAAGAGCCAAUUGACAACUCCACGUACUCCGGAAAAACAGUCGAGGUCACGAUCUGGAUCUCAGGGAACACCAGAGAAAAAGUCGCGAAAAGAGAGCUCAUCGGAAUCUGACAGCGAAGAAAUUAUUUCAACAUCUUCCGAAGGGGCUUUGAAAGGAAGACGUGAAGAAUUUGAUUCACUGAAAUUAUGGAUUAUGAAAAGUAAAGAAACGAAUACUUCGUUGUCUAUUUAUGUCAGUGGACAACCUGGAACUGGAAAAACUGCGACCACAAUGAGAGUUCUUAAAUCAUUGGGAAAAUCAGUUCGAAGUUGUAUUGUAAAUUGCGCUUCAACAAAUACCAAAUCAGCACUAUUCAAAACGAUUUUCGAAUCUUUGGAUUUGGACGGAAAGCCGAAUGAAGAAAUUUUUGAGAAGCACGUGAAGCAAUUCAAAACUCCUCUGGUACUGGUUCUCGAUGAGAUUGAUCAUCUCGCGAAUCGAAAGAACGCUGCACUCUACGCAGCUUUUCAAUGGCCAGAGACGUUGUCUCGAAAAAUUAUCAUUCUUGGAAUUGCAAAUUCGAUUGAUUUGACAGAACGACUUCUUCCAAAAUUGAUGCUCGCGAAGCCACCGAAAAGACUCGUUUUUGAACCGUAUACGAAAGAUGACAUCGUAGAAAUUUUGAAUGAUAAAAUGAAAAACGAGGAGACUUCAAUUGACGCAAAGGCAAUCGAGUUAACCGCUCGUAAAGUGGCUGCAAUGAGCGGAGAUCUUCGUACCGCACUCCACAUCUUCAAACAACAAAAAAGUCGUAUGAUUCCUGAUGAUUCAAAAGUUCCUGGUACCCCAGUUAAUGGAUGUCGUGAAGUUCUUGGAAUCAUCAACAAUGUCUAUUCGUCUCCAUUGGCUCGUGCUCGUCUUCCACUUCAACCUCGAAUUCUUCUAGCUGUCUCUUUAACACUUUCUGCCAACAAGAAAUGCACAUUCGAUCGGAAUUCCCUGCUCCGUGCCUAUUAUAAAGCUUGCGAGGCUCUUCGAAUGCCCGCUCUUGAUGACGAUGAACUUCAUUCAGCGUUCCAGACUCUCGAAUCUCAAUCCUUCGUCCGUCAGUUAAACGGCGGAAAGCUAGUUCUUCAAGUUGAUGCUCCGACGGCAAAAUCGGCUAUCAGUGACAACGCGAUGCUUGAUCAAAUUGGACUCCUUCAAUUUUAAUCGCAUCUCCUGUAACAUAAUUUAUAUCCACUUCUAUUUAUUGAAAUAUUGAAAAAGUUUUGAAUUUCUUACUUUGGCAUUUCCCUGUAAACUUUAUCAUUCCUCUCACUUCCUUUCAACGCGUUCUCUCUUCUGAAUACCUGUCCCUUUACCUUCGGGUACACGUUCUGUGUAAUUUAUAAACGUUCUCCAUAUUU